Arvicanthis niloticus (Nile rat) is the source of this 2012-nucleotide messenger RNA. RefSeq names its product zinc and ring finger 1 (gene Znrf1). Lineage: Eukaryota; Metazoa; Chordata; Mammalia; Rodentia; Muridae. Gene Ontology annotation, cellular component: cytoplasm; membrane; intracellular membrane-bounded organelle. Gene Ontology annotation, molecular function: ubiquitin protein ligase activity. Gene Ontology annotation, biological process: proteasome-mediated ubiquitin-dependent protein catabolic process; protein K48-linked ubiquitination. The record is from RefSeq and is a predicted model, not a curated record.
CGAGCGGGGCGGCGCGGCUGGCUGGCGGGGCCGGCGGCGGCUGGAGCCGGAGCGCGACGCCACGCGACCGCGGCUUCCAGAGCUCCGCCUGGCUGCCCCACCGCCGCGAGCCCUCCCGAAGCCUGGAGGAGUGCGGGCCGCCGGCGCCGGUCGUCGAGUCCUGAGACGGGGGACGCGCGCGGCGCCCGGAGCCUCCGCCGCUUCCUGCUGCGGGCGGGCGAGCGGCCUCCUCCGGCGCCUCCCUCCCUUCUCUGCGGCUCCUCAAGAUCCCGAGCCCGGGGGCGGCCUGUGGCGCGAGGCGCCCGCUCCGGACUGAGCGUCUUCGGACCUUAAGGGGAACAUGCAUUCGGCUUGGACAGUUUGAAAUUCUUAGUUUGGGGGCCCCGCUCGCUUGCUUUUUCCACCCGGCGGAUUUUUUUUUGAGGAUUCCCCCCCUCCUUUUUUUUUUUUAUUUUCUCCCCUCGGGGCUCUUUUGUGACUCUUCACCCCCCCCUCCAACCCCCCGCCUUUAUGUUCGCCCAGCCCUCCACCCGCUUCUGAGUGGUGGGGGAGGGUCUCGGCCUCCACGUUCCCGCCCCACCGGGGCCCCGGCGAACAUGGGGGGCAAGCAGAGCACGGCGGCCCGCUCUCGGGGCCCCUUCCCGGGGGUCUCUACGGAUGACAGCGCCGUGCCGCCGCCGGGAGGAGCGCCCCACUUUGGGCACUACCGGACGGGCGGCGGGGCGAUGGGGCUGCGCAGCCGCUCGGUCAGCUCGGUGGCGGGCAUGGGCAUGGACCCCAGCACGGCCGGAGGGGUGCCCUUUAGCCUCUACACCCCCGCCUCGCGCGGAACCGGCGACUCAGAGAGGGCGCCGGGUGGCGGAGGGUCCACGUCGGACUCCACCUAUGCCCACGGCAAUGGUUACCAAGAUACCGGCGGCGGUCACCAUAGAGACGGGAUGCUGUACCUGGGCUCCCGAGCCUCGCUGGCGGAUGCUCUACCUCUGCACAUCGCACCCAGGUGGUUCAGCUCGCACAGUGGUUUCAAGUGCCCCAUUUGUUCCAAGUCUGUGGCUUCCGAUGAGAUGGAAAUGCACUUUAUAAUGUGUCUGAGCAAACCUCGCCUGUCCUACAAUGAUGAUGUGCUGACUAAAGAUGCGGGUGAGUGUGUGAUCUGCCUGGAAGAGCUGCUUCAGGGGGACACGAUAGCCAGGCUGCCUUGCCUGUGCAUCUAUCACAAAAGCUGCAUAGACUCAUGGUUUGAAGUGAACAGAUCUUGUCCAGAACACCCUGCUGAUUGACCCUGCUGGGCCUGCUUACGGACUCCUCUCAAAGGGACAGCCAGCCCCUGUUCCUGAGAGGAGGUUCCUCGGACACUGGACAGAGCUGAGCUUGGGACACCAGAGAGAACAGGGCACCCUUCUGCACUGACUUCCAGAAGAUGGUCCUCGAUGAGGGCACCCAGUGGAUGAGAGCGAGUCUCAGAGAAGAAUGAAUUGACCUCUGUCCUCCCUCACCCUCCACCCAGGAGGGAAAGGGCAUUUUCUUUUUCACCUUUGAAAGGCGUGUGGGUCUGUCUUUAAAAAGUGUUUACAAACAACAAAAAAUUCUAUAAAAAAGUCUCGUGUCGACUGGUGUUUUCCCUUGUGAUGUUUACAGACUGCUGUUUGCUGCCUACCUAAAACCCACUCAGUGACAGAAGCAAGCAUAGCCAUGGCCUCACCUCUAGCGCUCUGAGGGCAGGCGGGCGGGUGGGCAGGUGGGCACAUGUCACUUACUUUGCCCAACAUCCCAGUUGGCUCUCUGCAUCAUUAAACUUUCUACCUUGGGGGAUUCAUUUUUGUUUUCUUGUUCUGUCCCACUUUUCUGGCUUGGUUUUGCACUUUUCUCCCCUUAAAUUUCUGAUAUCUUGAUUUCCUUGCCAAAAAAGAGGAAGAUGAAGAGCCCAUCCCAGACACUUCCCCUUCCAUCCCCACAUCCACCCUACCUUUCCUUCUGGAUCUGAUCCCAUCAGAGGAUUUAACAAUCGCAAA